CAGCCUCUGUACCUAUACACCUGAGGAUAAGUUCCCACCCCCCUAGUUUGUUUACUUGUCGGAAGGCUGAUAACUUUUUUUUUCUUCGUUCCUUCUUUCUGCUGUUUGAUUAGCAUAUGCAAGCCACCGCAAUGAAACCGGCCCAACGGGCUCCUGCUGCAGACACCUCUCCCUCCUCCGAGUGUAACAUGCACAGGACUGGUAUCGGAUUACCUGGAUGCGUAUGAGCCACAUUGACGUAGACGAGGGCCUUGGCUCCCAAAUGCCUUCUGUAUUGGCUGAGCUUUGCAUAUAGUGAUUCACUGAUGAUCCUGUCAUAGGAAUACAUGGGAAAUACAGGUGUCCAUGCGCCGCUCAAUAUAUGAUGAUAGCCGAUGAUAUUGAUCUAACAAGCCAUAAUAAUACUCAUAUUAGCCCUAAUGUGAUUCCUGCUAGCCAUAAUAUUGAUCAUACUAGUCAUAAUAUUGAUAAUGCUAGCAAUUAUAUUGAUCCUAUUAGCGAUACAAUUUAUUAUAUUAGCCUUACUAUUGAUCAUACUAGCAUUACUAUUGAUCCUAUUAGACAUAAUAUUGAUCAUAUUAGCCAUAUUAUUGAUCACAUUAGUCACAAUAUUAAUCAUGCUAAUCAUAAUAUUGAUCAUAUAAGCCAUUAUAUUGAUCCUACUAGCCAUACUAUUGAUCCUACUAGUCACAUUAUUGAUCAUUCUAGCAAUACUAUUUAUCCUAUUAGCCAUAAUAUUGAUCAUAUUAGCAAUGAUUUUGAUCAGUCACAAUAUUGAUCAUAUUAGCCAUAAUAUUUACCCUACCAGCCAUAGUAUUGAUCAUACUAAUAAUGUUGAUACGGUCGUAGUAUUGAAAGUGCAAUCUGUCAAUAUUUUUAGAAAAAAUGUUUAAAAUAUAUUUUUUUGGUUCAGCUUUCUUUAAAUCCAACAGGCUCAGAUCUCUGUUUUGUUGUUCUGAUUCUGGUUGAGUUGGUUCCCUUAACAAACACUUUUUCUGGAUUACGGUUAUUUUUUGUUUGCUUUUCCAGCAUUACAGUUUGGCACCAAAACAACCAGAGAGAUCACGUUUGAUCGGUUGCGGUUGAUAACACCAUCAUUUACGUAUCUGUGUUGUGUUUCUACGGCAGAAUGACUAUUGAUCGGCCGGAUGCAGAGAUGCGAGGGGUUCUGAAGAGAAGGUUUGCUGAGGUAGAGGAGGAGGCCAGCUACGUCUCAUCCUCUCCGUCGUCGUCCUCCUCCUCCUCGCCAUUAUUCUCCUCCGAGUGGGAAUCGGAGGGGGAGAACCAACUGAUCCUCCCGGCCCCCAGGGCCCCCAGGGCCCCUGCUCAACCUGCCUCUGCCCCCAUCGGUUCAAUCUUGAGUAAGUGGAGACGUGCCGACGGAAGAGGACACAACGUGAGAUUCGACACGGUGACCGUCUUCCACUUCCCGCGGUGCCAGGGCUUCGUGAGCGUGCCCAGCCAUGGAGGAGCCUCGCUGGGCAUGGUGUGGAACCACAGCGCCCUCCACAGGUACACGCUGGAGGAGCAUGCGGCGGCCCGACAGCGGAGACACCGGGAAAGACUCUUGGAGAGGCUGAGGGAGGACAGGCUGGAGCGCUGGAGAAAUAAAUUGGUAACUAGCGGUACCCUGGACCGCAGCGAGGCCGACCGGCUCACCGUGGACCAGCUCCCGGGCGGUUACCUGGAGGUCCCCAUGGAGGACCCGGCCCCAGACGGGGGCAUCUGGUCCCUGCAGCCGUACUCCUACAGGCAGAGGCAGGCCCUGCUGCGCGGGGCCGGGGUGAAGCACGUGGACCGGGAGGAGAAGAGGCAGCUGCACUCCCUGCGUCUCUCCCGGGAGGCCUGCGGCUGCGACUGCCGGGGCUUCUGUGAGCCUGAGACCUGCGCCUGCAGCCUGGCCGGCAUCAAAUGCCAGAUGGACCGCUCCAGCUUCCCUUGUGGCUGCUCCAUGGACAGCUGCGGGAACAGCCAGGGGCGCAGCGAGUUCAACGCGGGCCGCGUGAAGACCCACUACCUCCACACUGCCAUGAGGUUGCACCUGGAGGGGAGGCGGCCGCCGGGGGCCGCAAAUAACCACGACGACCAGAGGGAAGUACCCGGGCGUUGCGGCGAAGACGACCGGCGUGGCCGUGUUCCAGAACGGCAGACCCGGGAAGACGGCUGCCCUUUCGGGUUCAGCACCGAGGAGGAGGAGGGCGGUCUCCUGUUCCCCUCCGUGCCCCCCACCACUUCCACAGCCUUCUGCAUGACCCCUGAGCCCUCGGAGCCGGGAGAGGAGGGCAGCAGUGGCGGUGAUACGAUGGAUUCCUCUUCCUCUUCCUCUGAUCUCGACGCGGCUGAGGAAGGCGCUGACGGCACGCCACGCCGUCGACCCGAGGUCACCGAGGAAACCGGACCCCUGUCCUGUGUCCUCAGCAGGCUGGACCCCCAGCGGACCCACUGCGACGCAACGGAGGACGACCUUCAGCACAUGAGUAGCACCCGCCCACUUCCUGCCAGCCCCCUCGCCGACCCCGCGUCUCCCCUCGAAGGGGCUCAAACCACUGUGGUCGUUCGCCAAGACGAAGAUUCCCACAGGACCCCUUCCCCUUCUACCUCCUCUACUUCUACGGGGCAUCUGGACGAAAACGCCAACGAGGCCACCGACUUUUUCGGCGAGGACUCUCUGGAAAAAUUACCAGAUGCAGCCCUCUUCACUGCAAACUCCUCCUGCUCCUCCUCCUCCAACGGUUACGUGGUCCUCAGCGUCUCCUCGGAUUCGGACCUUGAGUUCUUCGACAGCGAUUACCUCACCUGCGGUGGCCAACUACACAACUCCUUCAAGGGAGGCGGGUCUCUGGAAGGCCUGGGGCACCUCCAGACCCUGACUUCCUGCAGUCUCCCACAGUACCCGGAGACACCUGUCUGCCUGCUCGAAUCUCUCAUAGGCUCGUCGUCUGAACCAAUUGCGGAAGAUGCACAUAUGGUAACCUUUAGUCAGCUGUUGGAGGUACUGCAGUGAUGCAGGUCUUGUCAGAUGCAUAUUGACGAUUACUACUGUAUGUUCAUUAUGUAUUGAGGAAUAUGUUUUCUGUUUUGUAUAUUUGUAUGGCUGUUUUGGAGUAGAUUAUCUUUUUCUACAUGAUAUUGAAUACAAUCUUUUUUCUAGAUAUUUUAUAUUUUCUCUAUCGAUAUCCUAACUGUUUUUUAAUUUAUGAGUAUUUCAUUCUUUGCAUAGAGAUUCUAAUGUGUUAUUUAAUUCCUUCAUGCUUUAAAAGUAUCAUCUUUAUCAGAUUUAUUCAAGGUUUUCAUUUUAUUUAUUUGUUUUAUUUCAUAUUGGGUUGAUAAAUGGCUAAAGAUUGGUUAAAUGGACUGAUGUAAAUACUCAGGAAUUAUCGAAUUAAUCAAAACGGAGCGAACAUAAAGGCAUUAGGAAAACGAUUUUAUACGCCAUUGUCUGAAAUGCUCCAUCACACAACGGAAAAACACAUUUAAUUUUUUUAUUAAAAUAUUGUCUCCAUAUACACCACUGUACUCUCCUAGCAAAUACUUGUGUGCUAACGCUGUACUUAAUACUGUAUAACAAAUCGAUGCCAAAUGUUAAGCAUAUUUAUUAUAUUGUCUACCUACCUUUUAUGAGGGAGGACUAUUUUCACAUUGGUCUAACUAGGAUUUCAGUGGAAGUACCGGGAGUACCACAUUCAUUUUUAAAUAACAUUGAAACACUUCUGCAAGCAGUUAUUUUCAUGUGGUUAUGUAAAUGUCAGAUGAUGCAAAUGUAACAACCAAUGUUUAACACUGGCUGAACAUUAUAAUUGUGCAUUAUUUUUAUCUGCGAAAUAAUUUUAAAUGUGUUUGAGGAUUUACACAAUUAAUAAAAUAUGUAUUUAAGAUUAUGACGGUGUAUGUUUGAAUACAAAUACAAUUUAUAAUAUUGCCGAAAUAAAGCAAAGCCUAUAUUGGAUCAAAAA
Molecule: messenger RNA, 3953 nt
Organism: Gadus macrocephalus (Pacific cod)
Lineage: Eukaryota; Metazoa; Chordata; Actinopteri; Gadiformes; Gadidae
Product: cysteine/serine-rich nuclear protein 1-like
Exons: 4
Coding region: 1130-3004 (624 amino acids)
Biological process (GO): regulation of transcription by RNA polymerase II
Cellular component (GO): nucleus
Molecular function (GO): DNA-binding transcription factor activity, RNA polymerase II-specific; sequence-specific DNA binding
Source: RefSeq, a predicted model, not a curated record